AUGAAUAGACAAGAAAUAGAAGCUAUGCUGGAAUCAAAUUCGGACUCAUAUUCGGAAGAUUACGACGAUACUGACGCUGAUCCAAACUGGUCCUCGGAAAGUGAACCGGACGAAAAUAUUUACGAACGUGAAUUAUUGGAUAAUUGUAACGUAACUAUUAAUACGAUUGGUAAUAAUUGGAAUAACGAUUUUUCUAAUGGACGGCUAAAUAGUCAUAUAAUUUUUAAUCCUGAUGUAAAUACUACUGGAAUAAAUCCAGAUAUAAUUGAAACUAUGUCUGAUGCCAGUCCUAUUGACUUUUUUUAUCUUUUUUUUGACAAAGAAAUUAUUGACAUGUUAGUGGUUGAAACAAACAGGUAUGCUAAUGCUAAAAAAAACACAGCAGGCUUAUCUCGACAUGCUAGAAUUAGAAAAUGGGUCGACACAAAUGAGCAGGAAAUUAAACUCUUUUUUGGUAUUGCUAUGUGGAUGGGCAUGAUGAAACUGCCAUCAAUUGCUCACUAUUGGAAAAAUUCUAUAUUAUAUUCUUGCAAUAUUCCAAAAUUUAUGUCCCGAAACAGGUUUGAAAUUAUUUUGAGUAUGUUACACAUUUCUGAUAAUGACAAAGCUCCUACUAAUGAUAGAUUAUACAAAAUCCAAAUAUUGAUUGAUUUACUCGUCGAAAAGUUCAAUAGUGCAGUAAUUCCUGAAGAGUCAGUUUGUAUCGAUGAGUCUAUGGUCCCUUACUUGGGUCGAUUAUCGUUUCGACAGUAUAUUUCUAAUAAACGUCAUCGUUAUGGAGUCAAAAUCUUUAAGCUGUGUACACGGGACUUUUAUACGUCGAAAUAUAAAAUAUAUGCAGGAAAAGAAGCGACAAUGGGUGAUUCAGUUUCAUGUAAAGUAGUAAUGGAACUAAUGGAACCAUAUCUCGAUUUCGGUAGAACAUUGUAUGCAGAUAAUUGUUAUAACUCCAUUGAUUUAGCGGAAAAAUGA
Messenger RNA from Macrosiphum euphorbiae (potato aphid), 972 nucleotides. The record is from the annotation of a GenBank genome assembly. NCBI's taxonomy places the organism in Eukaryota, Metazoa, Arthropoda, Insecta, Hemiptera, Aphididae.